Molecule: messenger RNA, 1921 nt
Organism: Pocillopora meandrina
Lineage: Eukaryota; Metazoa; Cnidaria; Anthozoa; Scleractinia; Pocilloporidae
Source: the annotation of a GenBank genome assembly
AUGUCUAUAGAACAGGGAUCAGUGCUUCUUUCGCAGAAAAAGACACCACUAUGUGCGCGAUGCAAGCACCAUGGUGUUCGGACCACACUGAAAGGGCAUAAAAGAUUUUGUAAGUGGAAGGAUUGUGAGUGUCAAAACUGUAUUUUGAUAACUAAGAGAAGACGGAUAAUGGCUGCCCAAGUAGCUAUAAGACGGCGAACAAAUGAUCGGCUGCUUGUGGAGGAUUCUCAGCAGACAGCGUGUAAACAAGAUUUUCGGUCUUCACGUGGUGAGUUCAAUCAGACUUUAGGUAAUUCCAGACUUUUAGCCGGUAUCAAAUCGGUCUUUCGGAUCUCAUUUGUUAACCAACCGAAGAAAUUUCGUAAGUGGUGCUUUGGUUUAAGAGACUUUCUUUCAGCCCAUAAUCUACCGAAACGACUACCCCAUCACAAAAUCGUUCUCAACACGUAUGUAUGUUAUAGAGGCUGCACGCGUCCCACUGUAUAAAAUUGAUGAUGAAACUCAAGUUCGUGUAUGACAGUAUUUUUUCUUACAUGAUAUCCACAGAAAACCUGUUUAUCCAGGAAUCUAAGUGUGGUGGCAGUUUCUGAAUUUUGUGAGAAAAGGACACCAGAGAAAUAUUAUUGCAUCGUUAUAGAGAAAGGAAUUGCUGCCUUCAGUAAGGGUCAGUAAGGAAACGCAGGCAGUCGCCUCCGAUUUAAAAGGAACGCAACUCAAAGAGACUUUGCUUUAUAAUGUUAUACAAUCGAUCGACUAGAUCUUCCUUAAGUUUCUCAUAAAAGAAAAAAAUCCUUUGUUUAUUUCCAGCGUCUAGAUUCUCUUUUUUGAUUUUUGUGUAAUUUUGUGUCUUUUUGUGGAAGGGGAUUCUCAGCUUAACUUCCAGUCGUUUCAGAUAUCCUUUCAACACAAGCCCAGACAGGAGUCACGAACGUUUUUGAGGUUCAUUUUGAUUAUUAGGAUUUAUUCGCUACUUUCUAUUCCUGAACGUUUCCGAAAUUGUACUAUAAUUAUAAAGUAACUGCUGUUAAUUAACUAUUUCAGCCCUACCCAAAAACUCCUCAGACCACCCAGAACCGUCGGGCUUUGAGGCAGCUCCACGACUUGCCGACUCCAACAGGGUAACGAGAAGUUUGGGGAUUCUUGCAAGCCUAUUCCCAGAUAUCUCUGAGAUAUUCCUAUCGACUCUGUUAGAAGCACGUGACUUUGAUCUGUUGUCAACCCUUGAGACAUUGAUUGGCAUGGCCAGACAAGGAAACAUUGUUCUCGGUUCAUUUCCCUCUGUCAUAAUACAUCCAGGUCCGUUUAUAUUAAUAUAAAUAUUUCUGUAGAUUCUAUCAACUUUGACACACCUUCAACCACAAACUUGUUCUGGUUGAGGAAUCUAGGCUACCUUUGAGUUCGAUCAAGUUAAUCAGACAUAUUACUCUUCAGGUUUGUGAAUUGGGUGGGGGUUAAAUCAAGCUUUGUACAGAGGGAAAAAUUCUUACCAGUGUGAAGAUCUGCAAAAUAUGUUUUUUCAGUACCCACAUUGUCUUCAAAAGUUGAGUGGGGUAGUUAGCUUUAAAUUUAAAGUGGCUUUUAUAAAUGAAAGGGUGUUUACAAGAAUGGACAAAUAGCUUACCAUAAUAGAAGUGCAAUACUGAAAAACUCAACAUUCUUGCUGCCUCUUUGUUAUUUAAACAGUCAUCACACUAGCAGGCAACACACAACCAUGGAAUGACUAUGCUGCAGCUCAGGCUUUGAUGUCUCUUUCCAGUUAAUGGAGAAGUUUCUAUGGACACCAGAAAGGGUUUUUUGUGUAUUGUCACUCUUAAGCACUAUUUGGAGUGUAACAGGUUUAGUUUUCAAAAUAUUUGUGUUCAAUGAUCUUGAAAAACAGACAUUAUUUUGUAUAGUUUUCUUAAACAUUGUGUUAAUGGCU